AUGGCUUCCAUCGCCCCAGCAGCCAAGCUAGCCGUCCUCAUCGACGCAGACAACGCCAGCGCAUCCAUGAUAUCCUUCGUCCUCGCUGAAUUCGCAAAAUACGGCACCACUUUCGUCAAACGCGCGUACGGCGACUGGACCAGCAACCGCCUAAACGGCUGGAAGCCCCAGCUCCUCCACAAUUCCAUCCAUCCCAUGCAGCAGUUUGCAUAUACCACAGGGAAAAACGCCACAGAUUCAGCCAUGAUUAUAGACGCUAUGGAUUUGCUGUACUCUAACAAAUUCGAUGGUUUCUGUAUCGUAUCGAGUGACAGCGACUUUACGCGUCUUGCGUCGAGGAUCAGAGAGUCGGGAUUGGUGGUUUACGGGUGUGGAGAGCGCAAGACGCCGAAACCGUUUGUCACGGCGUGUGAUAAGUUCAUUUACGUUGAAAAUCUCGUGCCGAGAUCUGGAACUCCGUCCCUUGAGGUUGAUGUUGCUGGACCGUCGACCGCGUUACCAUUACCGCUGAAUGGGGGAUCGCCGAGCGAGAGACCUCCUCGCGGCCACGCUCCAAUCUCGGCGUUUACAAAAGGGAAAGGUCUUUUGAUGGACCCGCCUGCGCCUGCCAGAGGCUUGCUUCCCGAAAAAUCGUCUCCAGGACCUUCAAAUCGUGUACAAAGCGCGCGUCUUCCCGACAAUACCAGAAUCGAGCCCUCCGACGUAGUGCCGUCCGUUCCUGCAUGGAAUAGCACAACAAAUGGCAAGCGAAAGAGGCUCGACUCCGAUGAUCCUAACAGUCCCAGAAACAAACCUCGAGCAUCCUCCCCAGAACCAGGCGAGUUGCAGGAACCUGAGCAACGGCCCGUCGAUGAUCAAGUCAUAGAAUGGCUUCGCGAAGCAGUUGAGGCAAGAACCGGUGAAGAUGGGUGGGCUGGCCUUGCGCCUGUUGGAAUGCUUAUGAACAGAUGGCAUCCGGAUUUCGAUGUUCGAACGUAUGGGUUCAAGAAGCUGCAUGAACUGAUGGCGUCAACAGGGCUGUUUGAGAUUAUGGAUCAGCGCCCUGGGGAGGGCAAGCCGAUUGUCAAGUAUGCGAGGUAUCUUAUUGACAAGGACGAUGUAGGUUCGGUUGACUCACCUAGGGAAGGAAAGAAAACUUAG
Fusarium tjaetaba is the source of this 1140-nucleotide messenger RNA. RefSeq lists its product as uncharacterized. The record is from RefSeq and is a predicted model, not a curated record. The transcript has a single exon. NCBI's taxonomy places the organism in Eukaryota, Fungi, Ascomycota, Sordariomycetes, Hypocreales, Nectriaceae. Gene Ontology annotation, molecular function: RNA nuclease activity. The coding region runs from base 1 to 1140 and encodes 379 amino acids.